Messenger RNA from Anthonomus grandis grandis, 1468 nucleotides. RefSeq lists its product as uncharacterized. The record is from RefSeq and is a predicted model, not a curated record. NCBI's taxonomy places the organism in Eukaryota, Metazoa, Arthropoda, Insecta, Coleoptera, Curculionidae. The coding region runs from base 426 to 1220 and encodes 264 amino acids. The transcript is spliced from 4 exons.
UAAUUUAUUAAUUACCUUGAUACGUCACAAUGUCAACUUGGUCCAUGCCUGACGGCCAUUUUGUUUUGGUGCUGUCAGUUUGUUUUUCCAUACCGAAUGAAUACCAUGGGUGCUCUCUUGAAAAAUUGUUCUUUUAAUACAAUUUCAAAGAUCAGUACAAUGGCCAAGGCUUACUCUUGAAAAUCCCCCUUUUUUAACCAUAUACCAAACAGCUACAAUACUAAAUUUAGCAAAUAUUCAAAUUCAAAUUAAAAUAUUAUCCUUUAGCCAAAUCACACUUUAGUUAAGUGACUACUCGUAUGCUUAAAAUAGUAACAACCUAUUUUAUAAAUCACGAGAAGUUUUACCGUUCAGUUCAGUUGCACUUUGAUUAAAUCAGAUUAAAAUUAUUUCGUUUUUUUUUUUUGGGGGAUUUAUUUUGUAUCAUGGCCACUAAAGAAGAUAGGACCUUGUCAGCCGGUAUGUCAUUCCCCAAGUGGAUGAAGAGCAAAAUGACCGACAAAAUCCUACCGAAACUCCAGUUUCCGUUCAGUAACCCUGUUCAGUUCGCAUUACUAUUAGGAUACGACCUCGACCAGAGCGCCUUCUCACCCACAGAGCUUGAUGACAGUUUCAUGUUGUACUACCGUCACCCGGUAGCAAAAACCACCACCAACGCCAACAUGACGGAAACGAAAUGCGUGAAGGCAUCCAACGAGCCGGCCAUCAAAGCAGACUUCGGCAACAUCUCUCCGAAACCACGCCCCAAAGGCACCGAUGACGGCUUCAAAUCCGAAACGUCGCAGGUGGGCAGCACCAUCUUGAAGGUAGCGAAUCAGAUCGUAGCCGGUAAACGGGUACCGGAAACCCCGAAACCGGAAGAGGAGUGCGAACAGCUGUUGGCCAAAUUCGAUCCGUACAGGAGACGCGGUAGUAGAUCGUUGCCCGCUUCUCCCCUUAGCUCUCCCAAGAGCAAAAGGAGGAUGAAUCAGUACUUUACGGGUCCGUAUUUGGAGGCGGAUAAGUCCAAGGGUUGGAUAUUGUCGAGUCUGUUGGCCAAAAGGGAGAUUUCACAGUCGAUGGGUUUUAUCGGGGAGGAGAAGAAGGAGGAGUUGGAGAGAGCCUCGUCGGCCGUAAGUGUGGAUGAGGCCGCCGCUAUCUCCAAACAGAAAACCCAAGUGUUCAAAGCGAAACCUUCAGAGUUGAGAGAAAUGAAUUUUUGGUCACCUACUUCGAUGUAAAUUGUGUUCUUCUUGACAUAUUAAUAUAUAUUUUGAUAUUUUGUGCGGAUCUUAUAUUAAGGGAAUAUUUAUUUUUAUUUGACUAUACGUUAAAAUUUAGUAUUAAUGUGCUGUAAUAAUUAGGUAUAUUUUUUUUUAUUAUUUAAGUUAUUUAAUUAUACUUGAGUGAGUGAUGGGUGUUUGUGUUAUAGUGUGCGUGAAAGAUGAUCUGUGCGAGCAAUAAAUUCUUGUUUCACAUAUCAAAAGUU